AUGUCACCCCCGGAUCGGCGGUACCCGACCAGACACACAUCGCCAAGACGGCUCGCAGAAGUGCAUCGCACCACGCCCAGUCCAGGGCGUGACGGAGGGCCUGGAGUCGACCUGAAGCGAUCUCUGGGUAGGUCCUCCAUUCCUGGUACUGAAAGCGGCGUAGGCCCUUCAGCGGCGACGGCGAGGACUCCGUCCAUCAAAUCGUCGCCUCGGAGAGCACCGAGCAGGACCGAAGACUCUCAGGCGCGUCCCGCACAGAGCGUCCGUUUCUCCAGGAUCAGGGACAAAAGGACGCCUCGGAGCAAGGAACGAAGAGUCGACACUAGAGUACCGUCGAGGUCCGCCGCCCCUACGUCGACGAAGAGCUUCAUUCCCGCUGAUCAAGAGUCUUCGGACGACAGUUCUUCGUCCAGCAGCUCGAGCACUUCGGAGCUAGAACUGAAGAAACACAGAAGACGCGUGCAAGGCGGUGGAACGAGGUCCACUAAACUGACGUCACGUGUAGGAAUCCCCGAGAGGCACCACUCGAACACCCCGAACACUUCGAGGAGGCCCAUUCUGCGAGAAAGUGCCGCCACUAGCGGUCGCGAACGCAAGGCCAGUCACUCUGUGCGCAACUCCUCUGAGAAACGCUACGCGAGUGACGACAGCAGCAGCAGCUCCGGAAGCGAGUCUUCGUCAUCUUCGACCAGCAUCAGUUCGAGUUCAGUUGAACACAGCCGGGACGACGCUGUGGUCCCGACGGAUCGCGUGGACCGAACGGCGAUUCUGAAGAGUGAUCAGAGGACCACAGCCGCUCAAACUGACGAGACGCUGACGUCGCGUCCGGAGUCCAUUUCCAGAGCCAGCCAGACGAACCUCCUGAAGCCUGCGAAGCGUGUGGUCAGCAGACCGACCCCAUCGAGUGCGCCUGGGCCCAAACGAUCGCAAGCUGCGUCCAGAUCUGCUCGGCCAUUGAAGACAGGCUCGCAAUGUGAGUACACAUUCACAUUUCGGGGCAUUCACUGUAGUCGUUAG
Dermacentor silvarum is the source of this 1017-nucleotide messenger RNA. RefSeq names its product putative protein TPRXL. Lineage: Eukaryota; Metazoa; Arthropoda; Arachnida; Ixodida; Ixodidae. The record is from RefSeq and is a predicted model, not a curated record. The coding region runs from base 1 to 1017 and encodes 338 amino acids. The transcript has a single exon.